Molecule: messenger RNA, 1134 nt
Organism: Patiria miniata (bat star)
Lineage: Eukaryota; Metazoa; Echinodermata; Asteroidea; Valvatida; Asterinidae
Exons: 3
Coding region: 1-1134 (377 amino acids)
Biological process (GO): DNA integration
Molecular function (GO): nucleic acid binding
Source: RefSeq, a predicted model, not a curated record
AUGAGGGAGUGGGACCAGCUUCAGCUGGAUACAGAUGGCAUCCUCAUCAGGAAGACUCAGUCACGUAAGCAGGUAGUCCUCCCACAGAAGUACAGGGCCAGGGUUCUCAAGGAACUACACGAUGAGAUGGGACACCUUGGCGCAGAAUGGGUCGUUAACCUAGCAAGGGAUUGCUUCUUUUGGCCGCACAUGGCUCGAGACAUCGAGACAUAUGUGACCAAAGAAUGCAGAUGUCUUAAAAACAAACGUCCCAACAUUCCAACCAGAGCCCCACUGUCUAGCAUCACCACCACCGAACCCUUCGAGCUAAUUUCUAUCGAUUUUCUGCAUCUGGAGAAGUGCAAGGGAGGAUACCAAUACAUUCUAGUGAUCAUGGACCACUUCACCCGAUUUGCACAAUGCUACCCGACGACAAACAAAUCUGGCAAGACAGUGGCCCAGAAGAUACACCACGAUCAGGGUGGGGAAUUUGAGAAUCACCUGUUUCGUGAGCUAGAACAGUGCAGCGGCGUUGGCCACUCCAGAACAACGCCCUAUCACCUACAGGGGAACGGCCAGGUGGAGAGAUUCAACCGGACUCUACUUCAGAUGCUGAUGAGAACCUUAACAGAUGAAGAAAAGGCUCGUUGGAAGGACUCCCUGAACAAGAAAAAGCUUCAGGAGGCCAAUGCAAUCGUGAGAGGGAGAGCAGAGAAAGCCGGAACACGGGCCAGAGGUUAUUACGACAGGAAGGCAAACUCCAGUUGUCUUAAGGCAGGUGACCGUGUUCUCGUUCGACGUUUGGCGCUCCCUGGAGGUCCCGGUAAGCUGGAAUCUUAUUGGGAAAAGCAGAUCCAUGUGGUCAUCCAGAAGAAAGGUGACAUGCCGGUGUACGAUGUACAACCAGAAGACAACUCUGGUAGAGUUCGUACUCUUCAUCGGAACCAUCUCCUUCCAUGCGAGUGUCUAGCUCCAGACAAACCGGAACCACAGAUAGAACGCAAAAAACCACGCAAGGUGACUCGCUCCCAUCCCAAGCCUCAGUAUCUAGCCCAAUCCAGUGACGACAUUUCAGCAGAAGAGAACGUCACGUGGAUGGGUUCCAAGGGAACAGAUGAACUGACGUCAGAUCGACCCACUCACCUUCCAACCUAA